AUGUCCGAAUCAUCAUUCUGCUACGGGCAGCCUCGCCUUGAGAAUAAUCUCGUUUCCCUCGAACCGUUCAAUCCCACGCAUCACAUCGCCAAAUUCAUGGCACAGAAGAGGGAACACCCCAAGCUAUUCCAAUACGUCCUGUUCCCUGAUAUCUCAACCGAUGAAGAGUUUUACCAAACGGUAUACAGGGAGCACAUAGCAACUGUACCGGGCGAGUGUCUCUACGCCAUUAUCGACAAGAGCUACACACCAGAAGGCCAAGGACAGGACCAAGAACAGGAGCCUAGUGCAAACUACGCAGGGACAAUUGCUCUGACAGGCACAAACACGGAUAAUGCCUCCACCGAGAUAGGGAUUGUGAUAUUCCCGUCGUUCCAGCGCACGCAUGUCGCAAGCAGCGCUAUUGGUCUUUUACUGUGCUACACACUCGACCCGCCGUCUUUGGGUGGAUUAGGAUUGAGGCGUGCUGAGUGGAAGUGUCAUUCAGCCAACGAGGCGUCAAAGAGGGUCGCCCUGCGCAUGGGCUUUACCCUUGAAGGAGUACUGCGCUGGGACCGGGUGUUUCCUGGGCCGAUGGGAGUUCCGGUUGAUGCUCUGGAGAAGAGGAAUGGGACGACUGGCGAGACGGGGGGGAGACAUACUGCUCUGUUUUCGAUUGUUUGGGAUGAGUGGGAGGAGAAGCGUGGGGCGGUUUUGAAGCAAAUGGAAAGGAGGAAAUAA
This is a messenger RNA of Aspergillus versicolor CBS 583.65, 720 nucleotides long. RefSeq names its product GNAT family N-acetyltransferase. Bases 1 to 720 code for a protein of 239 amino acids. The record is from RefSeq and is a predicted model, not a curated record. Gene Ontology annotation, molecular function: protein N-terminal-serine acetyltransferase activity; protein-N-terminal-alanine acetyltransferase activity. The transcript has 2 exons. Lineage: Eukaryota; Fungi; Ascomycota; Eurotiomycetes; Eurotiales; Aspergillaceae.